Molecule: messenger RNA, 2114 nt
Organism: Tympanuchus pallidicinctus (lesser prairie-chicken)
Lineage: Eukaryota; Metazoa; Chordata; Aves; Galliformes; Phasianidae
Product: fork head domain-containing protein FD5-like
Exons: 1
Coding region: 189-1004 (271 amino acids)
Biological process (GO): cell differentiation; regulation of transcription by RNA polymerase II; anatomical structure morphogenesis
Molecular function (GO): DNA-binding transcription factor activity, RNA polymerase II-specific; RNA polymerase II cis-regulatory region sequence-specific DNA binding
Source: RefSeq, a predicted model, not a curated record
GUUUUCAUUGUUAAGAAUGUUGACUUAACAGAGUAUAAAAUAGGAAUCUAUGUGCAUGAUAGCAGCAUAUUUAAAGUCCUGGUUCCUUUUCUCCUGCUGCUUACAUUCAAUGAACCAAUUAUUCAACUGAAUACUUACAGUAAAAUAUCAGGACACUUAAAAUAAAUGCUAGACUUCAUGCUGCUAUAAUGACUGAAGACUAUUCUGAAAACAAUGAAGGAAGUCCAGCCAUCCUUACUAUAUCAGGAGAAGAUGGAAAUCUGCUUCACGGGAUUCCAGCCCAGAUUCCCAGCUCACAUGCAAGCACCAAAAGUGGUUUUUCUGUACCUGUGGAUGAAGGAAAAUUUCUGGAAAAACCACCCCUAUCUUACAUAGCCUUAAUUGCAAAGGCAAUUCUUUCUUCCCCUGCAAAUAAACUGAAUUUAGCUGCUAUCUACAAAUAUAUUGAAGACAAUUUUCCUUUCUACCGGAACAAAGGUCGAGGCUGGAGGAACAGUGUGCGGCACAACCUGUCACUAAAUGACUGUUUCAUCAAGGUGGGAAGAUGUGAGGAUGGCAAGGGGAACUACUGGAGUAUCCACCCAUCAAACUUAAAUGACUUUGUUCAGGGGGACUUCAGGCAACACCGACGGGCACGAAAGCGAGGACGUCAGAAGGAGUUAGACAGUUCCCUUGCUAUGAAUUAUUUCAUGCCAUGGGGACACUAUCUCUCCUACCCAGCACCAGGUGUAUUUUACCAAACACAUUAUUUUCAAGAUCCUCUGUGGAAAAUGCUCCAUGCUGACAGACUGCAGUUUAUGCAUGAAUAUCAAAAGUGGAAUGCAAACAGCGAUUUAAUCACAGGGAAGUUUUUACCUCUGCUACAGCCUAAUAAACCACAGAGAAUUUCUAUGGACUGGUUUUACAGAUUUCCUGCUACUUCAGCUAUGCAUCAGAAUAUUUUCCUAAAUAUUCAGCAGACAUUGCCUAAUUCCUUGUUUUUCUCUCCUCAGAAGCAGCAAUGAAGUUAAGCAUUCAGAUAUAUCUGUAAGUACUAGAUAGUACUUGAAGUGCAGUGGCUUCACAGGCAUCUCUGCUUGGGGCCCUAUCAACAUACAAUAUAUUAGUAUAUAUUUUACAGUUUUUAAUGUUUAUGCUGUGUUUAAAGACAGCAAAAGAACUCUCUUCCUCAUGUAAGCCAGUGAUUGCCAAUGAUUGUUACUAAGAGUAUUAGUUUUUAACUGACUACAAUGAAUUUUUUAAAAAAUAAGUCUACUGAACAAUAGCAGUGCAUUGAUUAUUAUGAAAUAUGAAUGGAUUUCACUGGGCAUUCUGCUCUAGGUGACCCUGCUUGAGCAGGAGGGUUGGAUCAGAUGGCCUCCAGAGGUCCCUUCCAGCCUUAACCAUUCUGUGAUUCUGUGAUUCUCUAUUAGCACUGACUGCCCAAUAAAAUUAUUUUAAAAUUAUUCCAUAUUAAUCAUUGCCAUUGUAAUAUACUACAGCACAAUUUUUAAAUUAAUAUGUAUAUUUGUGAAUGCAUAACUAUAUGCUCAAACAUGUACACCCAUUUAUACAAUUAUAUUUAUAUUAUGUAGAUUGCUCUGAAGGUAAUGCCUCCUAUUUUUUUUCUAUGGAAAUCACAACAUGUAGAAAGAGCACGACAACACUAUUGGAUAGAGCAAAAUCUCAGCUACAAAACACUGUUUUUCAACAUAGUCAUCACCACUGUCUAUGCACUUUUGCCAUCGAUGAACAGAGUCUGCAUGCUGCACUCAUAAAAAUAUGCAUGGCUGUCCGGAUUAUGGUUUGUCUUUCACAUUGUUGUCACUGAUGAAAAGCAUCAACCACAGCCUCACUGUGCUCACACUCAUUGUUUGGUGUCCAUAAAUAUUGAGAAAGCAUCAAUGCUUGUCAAGGGAUGCAAUUUUUUCUGCAUGGAAGAAUUCAAUGACACAUCUUUGCUCCAUAUGCAUUUCCACAUCAGAUGCCUUUCUGCCAGACUGCCCUUUUUCUGCCAUCUAUCACACAACAACAUGUAAAGGAAUAUUGUUGGGAAGGUUCAGACUCUGCUGCCAUACCAUCAACAUUCACCUCUGACAUCGUGUGCCAGCAUAAUAAAAUAGGAGGCAUUACUU